Molecule: messenger RNA, 2457 nt
Organism: Colletotrichum acutatum
Lineage: Eukaryota; Fungi; Ascomycota; Sordariomycetes; Glomerellales; Glomerellaceae
Exons: 5
Coding region: 106-2136 (676 amino acids)
Biological process (GO): transmembrane transport
Cellular component (GO): membrane
Molecular function (GO): transmembrane transporter activity
Source: RefSeq, a predicted model, not a curated record
GACCGAUCUCAGCCCUAUACUGGCUACUCGUAAUGCUACCUAUCGUGAUAUGGCUGAUAAGUGUCAAUUAAGUCCAUAAUCUCUCAGAACGAUCAUAUUGAAAACAUGUCUGAUAUCGAUACUCUCGGUCAGGCCGAGUCUCAUUCUGGUCAUGACGUGGUGUCAAAACAGCAAGCCCGCCACCGACAUAUCAACGACCGGGCGGUAAUUGAAAACCCUCUCUCUCACUAUACCGACGAACAGCUGGAAGCAGAUGUCACGUCAUUCGCAGAGAGGUAUCUGAACGUCGACAAGGGAGCUUUGAUACGAGCCGCGCGUGUGGCAAAGGACAUCAAGUUAUACGACGAAGUUGCGAGAAACCCAAGCGACGCGGCAGGAAAGGAGCUUCCUGUUCAACUGACAACGGAGGAGAAACGGGCGCUUGUUCGGGAACGCGAUGUACCCUUCAGCGAAAAAGGGAUGUGGACUAUCAUCAUCACAGUGUCCCUUGCAGCGUUCUUACAAGGCCACGUGCAAGCGUCAUUCAACGGCUCAUCUCUGUAUGACACGGAAUUCGGUUUGAACACGACGGCCAAGAAAGACGACAACAGUGCGACGGGUAGUCACGCUGAAUUAGGAAUCGAUGACUGGAAGCUGGGAGCCGCAAAUGCGUCUCCUUUCUUAUUUGCUGCGGUGCUGGGCUGCCCUCUUGCGCUGCCGGUGAACCAUUAUCUCGGUCGUAAAGGGGGAAUGGUAGUGGCUGCUUUUCUUAUCCUGGUCAGCUCUAUUGCUUCGGCUUUCGCGACGAACUGGGUACAUCUUUUUGGCAUUCGGCUGGUGAAUGGAAUAGGUAUGGGACUCAAGGCCGUCAGUACUCCUAUCCUAGCCAGUGAGACAGCGGUCGGUUUCUGGCGCGGCACCUCCAUUCUCGCAUGGCAGCUGUGGGUAGCCGCGGGCUUGAUGGUCGGCUUCGCCUUCAACCUGGUAUUCGACACGGCGAGCAAUAAGCGGCUGACCUUCCAACUCAUGGUGGGCGCGCCCAUGGUUCCCGCUCUCGCGCUGCUCGUCCUGGUCAUCUGUUUCUGCGAAGAGAGCCCGCGGUACCUGAUGCGCGUGUCGAGUCCGCGGUACGACCCGCAACGGGCGUACGAGAUCCUCAAAAAGCUGAGGAACACUGAGCUGCAGGCUCUCCGGGACAUUUACCUCGUGCACAAGUCCAUUGAGCAGGAGGAAGUGCCGGGCGCGAACCUCAAGUACAUACCAGGGUUUGUGUCGACCGUGGUGGGAUUCCUGCGGCAGUGGAGGCAGCUGUUUCUUGAAAGGCGGUUGAGGAACGCGUUGAUUAGUAGCUCGACUGUGGCGCUUGCCCAACAACUGUGUGGAAUCAACGUGCUGGCCUUCUACUCGGGCACGCUCUUCAGUCGUGCCGGUGCGGAGAAGCGAGAUGCCAUGUUCUUCAGUCUAGGCUAUGGAGCUGUCAAUUUCAUCUUUGGUCUACCCGCCAUCCGAACGAUCGAUACGUUGGGCAGACGGAAAUGGCUGAUAUUGACUCUACCCGUGAUGGCACUCUUCAUGCUCCUCGCAGGUGUCUCCUUCAACAUCCACAACCUGAAUGCCAAGGUCCCGGUGGUCGCCUUAUUCAUCCUCCUGUUCGCGGCCGCGUACUCGCCCGGGCUGGGGCCUAUCCCGUUCACCUACGCGUCAGAAAGCUUCCCACUAUCGCACCGCGAAGCCGGGGCUGCGGUCGCCAUCGCGGUGAACCUGGGCUUCGCCGGUCUGCUCUCUGUCUUCUUCCCGCGGAUCAACUCCGGGCUGGGCGACGCCGGCUCGCUGUACCUCUUUGCGGGGCUGAACGUCCUGGCCCUAGUCAUGGUCUUUUUGCUGUUGGAGGAGACCAAGAGGCGCAGCCUGGAAGACCUAGAUCUCGUUUUUGCCGUGUCGAAGCGGCAGUUCGUCAAGCACCAAGCCGUCGAGUACUUACCGUGGCUCUUUAGGCGCUAUAUUCUACGGAAGCACGAGUACAAGCCGAGUCUGUAUAUUGAUCUGAUAUGGGGGUCUGGAGGCGACGAAGAGGAGCGGACGCGGGUGAGGGAUGCGGGACGGAUGGACGGGAGGAGGGAUAGUUCCGAGUCGGACAGGGACAGCGCUCACGCGUAAAUAGGUUGAGGAUUGCGUUGUGUGAAUGGACGAUGCGUUCUGGGGAUUGCAACACCGUUGUGGCUGAGUUUACGAAAGCGAGAAAGCGAAUGGGUGGGUUUGUUAUUAGUCCUUCUGGCGUGAAACUGGCCCGCAAAUCCUCGUUGGCUUUACGCGUAUACGAGUCAAGGAUUGUUGGAAUUAUUUGGUGGCAAUGAUACUUGGCUUUGGGACAACAGUAGGAAUGUCAGAAUCGUUUAAGCUUAGGCCGAAUUGUUAUAAAGAUAGGUAGAUUUGAAAAGUUCACUGGAGGCGUGGCGCAUCCAGGAUUCGUUGUUGUAA